This is a messenger RNA of Penicillium coprophilum, 1500 nucleotides long. RefSeq lists its product as uncharacterized. Gene Ontology annotation, molecular function: DNA endonuclease activity; Y-form DNA binding; flap-structured DNA binding. Gene Ontology annotation, cellular component: mitochondrion. Bases 1 to 1500 code for a protein of 499 amino acids. The record is from RefSeq and is a predicted model, not a curated record. Lineage: Eukaryota; Fungi; Ascomycota; Eurotiomycetes; Eurotiales; Aspergillaceae. The transcript has a single exon.
AUGUCAUCCUUGGCAGGCAGAAAGAAACCCCCCCCAAUGCGUCUCUCUGCAGCACUGUACUCCCCAACCCACCCCUGGCUCGCAUGCUUAAAAUCAGCACAAUUGCAGCGCAUCGCGCGCGCAACGGGCGUCCAAUCGUCCGGUACGAAGGGUGUUCUUAUUGAGCGCAUUGCAACAGAGUUGACGUUGCAUCCACAGUCACAGACGCAGUCGCAGUUGCAAUUGUCGGCUGCCGCGGAUUGUGUUGCAAAAGGUGUCACUAGUAUUUCCAAUCACAGUACCAAUGCGAGUGCCAGCACCAUAAGCCAAAAUCGACAGGUCGAUCGACAGGUGUCGGCAAACAAUUGCUCAAGCGAGACCAAGACAAAGACCAAGUCAACAGAUUCGUCAAAACCAAACCCCACACGACAACCAUGGAGUAUCCUCAGCAUCGAUAUGGGGAUUCAGAACCUCGCAUUCGCACAUUUGCUCGUGUCUCACUCUGAUUCCCCAGAUGUCGGGAUUGACGCAACGCACCCCCAAGCACCCGUACUGACAGCCUGGCAUCGACUCGCCGUUUCUGAGAUAUCAAACUUGAAUCUAAUGCCUGGAGAGAAUACCGGUGUAAUCAAGCCCGCUGCAUCAGUAUCAAGGUCUGAUGACGUCACAGAAUCAUCGCAAGCUAUACUCCCAAAAGAAACGGAAAAAGAUAUGACUGUCAAGAUCGCCAAAUCUACAAAAGAUGAAAAUUUAUACAGCCCCGACAUCUACGCCGCAAAUGCGUAUACCCUAAUUACAUCACUCAUAGCUGCCUACCGCCCCACGCACGUGCUCAUAGAGCGCCAGCGCUUCCGUUCAGGCGGCGGGAGUGCCGUUCUUGAAUGGACACUGCGCGUUGGCAUCAUGGAGGGCAUGUUGUAUGCCGUUCUCCAAACGCUACGGCAGGAGAGAGGCGGCAAUGUCGCCGACUUGGUUGUUCGAGGUAUUGAGCCGAGUCGGGUAGUCAGGUAUUGGCUUGAGGGUGGCUCUGAGUCGGUUCCUGGGAAAGGGAAGGGGUGCGAAAAAUUAGAUGUUAAGGAAAAGAAGGAGAAGAAACCCAAUGCGCGCGAGGUGAAGAAGGCUAAGAUCGAUAUUGUUGGACGGUGGCUUUCUGCUGCGAUGCAGAACACCAAUGCUUGUCCAGACACGGACGACGGUCUUCGGAAACUAGAGCUAGGUAUUGCUGCCGUCAAUAAGAUUGUGCUGGCUGAUAAAUCUGUGUCUCCUGCUCUGCAUGGUGUUGCGGGUGCAUAUAUGCGGAAAUGGCAGGGUCAGACGCAGACGAAGGGGAAAGGGAGGGGGUCUCGCUCGUCAUCACCCUUAUCUGCUCAGUCUGGUAUGGACGAGGUGGCUGCGGUUGAUCUAGGGAAACUCGAUGAUCUGGCGGAUUGCCUGUUGCAAGGUGUGACAUGGGUUGAAUGGCAGAUUAUGCGGGAGCGGAUCGCGAGGGAAGGGGUUGAGGCGUUGGAUUCGAUACCAUAG